Molecule: messenger RNA, 1804 nt
Organism: Odocoileus virginianus texanus
Lineage: Eukaryota; Metazoa; Chordata; Mammalia; Artiodactyla; Cervidae
Gene: CCNA1
Product: cyclin A1
Biological process (GO): mitotic cell cycle phase transition; regulation of cyclin-dependent protein serine/threonine kinase activity
Cellular component (GO): cytoplasm; cyclin A2-CDK2 complex; nucleus
Molecular function (GO): cyclin-dependent protein serine/threonine kinase regulator activity
Source: RefSeq, a predicted model, not a curated record
UUAGCUCUGAGCUGGGCCGCAGACGCUGGGAGCCCGGCGCCCCGGCUAGAAUCUAUUAACACCUCCGUCCCCUUCAGCCCCGCCCCGCCCCCGCCCCCGCCCCGCCCCCUUCAGUGGACCCUUAUUCCCAGCCUCGUGUGCAUUUGCUAAUUGUUCGAGACUUAUGUGUAAAGAGAUAAGACUGAGAAGAGCGAGGUCCGCUGUGGGUUCCAAGCAGAUUUUGGGGCCUUCUGUCUUGUGGGAGAAAGGCCGCAGAAGAGCACUCUGCUUGUCACUUGAGAAGGGGACGUACUUUCCGACACAGUAAGCUGUGGAGACUGAGGCUAUGCAUCUCAGCAGCUCCAAGAGUGGAGUAGCGCUGGCUCCAGUGUCCGGAGGUCCUGAUGCCUGUCAGAUGAUAACCAGAGGCCAGUUUGGCCAGGAUCCACCACAAAGAACAGUACUAGGAAUGCUAACUGAGAAUGGGCAGUACAGGAGGACCUGUGGCCAGGGGCUCACCACACUCAGGUGUUUGUCUGGCUCAGAAAAUGUCUUCCCUCCAGCUGGAAAGAAAGCGUUGUCUGACAGCAGGGUCCAGGCACCUGCCAAGCAAGGAUUUGACAUCUACAUGGAUGAGCCUGAGCAGGGGACCAGAGAUAGCUGCCCAGGGCGAAAGGGGAUGGCAUUAGAGGAUGCGUAUGAAGUAGACACCAGUGGACUCAAGUCAGACCUUCACUUCCUGUUGGAUUUUAACACAGUUUCCCCUAUGCUGGUAGAUUCAUCUCUCCACUCCCAGUCUGAAGAUGCAUCAGAUUUUGGUACAGAUGUGAUAAAUGUGACUGAAUAUGCUGAGGAAAUUCAUCAGUACCUUAGAGAAGCUGAAAAAAGACACAGGCCCAAGGCACACUACAUGAGGAAACAGCCAGACAUCACAGAAAGCAUGCGGACCAUUCUGGUGGACUGGCUGGUUGAGGUUGGAGAAGAAUACAAGCUCCGGGCAGAGACCCUCUACCUGGCUGUCAACUUCCUGGACAGGUUUCUUUCCUGCAUGUCUGUUCUUAGAGGGAAACUGCAGCUUGUAGGAACAGCAGCUAUUCUCCUGGCUUCGAAAUAUGAAGAAAUAUAUCCGCCCGAGGUAGACGAGUUUGUCUACAUAACUGAUGACACCUACACAAAACGACAGCUGCUGAAAAUGGAACACCUGCUCCUGAAGGUCCUGGCGUUUGAUCUGACAGUGCCAACCACCAACCAGUUCCUCCUCCAGUACUUGAGGAGGCAAGGAGUGUGCAUCAGGACUGAGAACCUGGCCAAGUACGUAGCAGAACUGAGUCUCCUUGAAGCUGACCCGUUCUUGAAAUACCUUCCUUCACUGAUAGCUGCAGCUGCUUAUUGCCUGGCAAACUAUACUGUAAACAGGCACUUCUGGCCAGAAACCCUCGCCACAUUUACAGGCUAUUCAUUAAGUGAAAUCGUGCCUUGCCUGAGUGAGCUACAUAAAACUUGCCUCAGUAUACCCCAUCGACCUCAGCAAGCAAUCAGGGAGAAGUACAAGGCUUCAAAGUACAUGCACGUGUCUCUCAUGGAGCCGCCCACGGUCCUUCCUCUGCAAUGAGUUUCAAAACAGAAGCGCCUUCAGGAUUUAACCUCCUGAUCAACAGACUUGGUCGUGAUUUUUACAGGUUUUCUGCAGGUUGCGUCAAACUAGUGUUGCUGCGAUAUAGGUGACAUACUUUUUAGAAUGUAAGUGUAUUUAGGUUCUCUUAGACAUAGUAGCUUGUAAUAUAGUCUAGUACUUUCUAAAGAAUAAACCUGCCUUCUGACCAUG